This is a messenger RNA of Populus nigra (black poplar), 639 nucleotides long. RefSeq lists its product as uncharacterized. Bases 1 to 639 code for a protein of 212 amino acids. Gene Ontology annotation, cellular component: cytoplasm. The record is from RefSeq and is a predicted model, not a curated record. Gene Ontology annotation, biological process: protein ubiquitination. Lineage: Eukaryota; Viridiplantae; Streptophyta; Magnoliopsida; Malpighiales; Salicaceae. Gene Ontology annotation, molecular function: ubiquitin protein ligase activity. The transcript has a single exon.
AUGAAGCCCUCAAAAUAUUCUCUCAGUUCUUGUGAAUUUUCUGCCAAAGAAAUCACGGUAGAGUUCAUCAUUGUCAAGGAAUCAUGCGACGGCUCCUCGCCGGUCAAAUCUAGACAGUCAUUCCCGGUAAAGCGCGGGGAAUUGGUGUGGGAUCGUUUGAAAGAACGCACAUACAGGCGUUUGCUCAGGAGCACAGGCAUCAGGUUAUCUCCGACGGUAAAAGCUGACCUAAUUGAACUCGUAUCCCGCGUUGCCUAUUCGUUGCCUAGUCACGCUGACCAUAUAUUUGUGUGCAUUAUUACCUCCGAACCAAGCCAUUAUGCCAAGUUUAAUGUCGUGACUGGAAUUCAUGUUGAUGAAGAUAAGGAGGUUUCCUGGGAUACUGUGGAAAACCCUCUUCUUCAUGUGUUACAAGCCUGCAAACCACCUAUCCCAUGCUUGAAGAAGGUGAAGAUUGACGAGGAUAAUGUGGGUUCUAAUGAAGCCUUGUGCUGUGCAAUUUGCUUACAGGACUUCUCUGCUGCGUCUGAAGCUGCUACUACCACCUGCUCUCAUGUCUAUCAUCCUCAUUGCAUUGUCAAGUGGUUGCUGAAGAGUACUACGUGCCCUAUGUGUCGCUCGAAGCUGCCUACGGGCUGA